GCUUUUGUCGUCUGCCGUUGUGGCCGUGUGCUCAGAAACGGUACUGGCGGUAGUAGUGACGAUAGAGAUACUCGUGCUGCGGCGGCUGCUGCUGCUGGCAGCGCACCAGCAGCUGCGGCUGCUGCAGUGGCAAUGACUGUGUCACGCUCUGUUGACGUCUUGUUAGCUGCAGUUGAUUGUCGGCGGUGACGACAACGCCACUGUCACGGUCCUGGUAGACAACGCGGCAAUUUAUUCGGUCCUUGAGAGGCGGAGAAGAAGCCGGCCACUUUGUGUGGACAUCAUUGGUGCCGCCAAUCUCCUUAAGAUACAAAAUUAUGUGCGAAUACUAUGUAGCUGAUAGUGUUGGAAGUAACUUUGAUGAUUAUGAUUGUGGUGCUGGUGAUGAUUCUAAAAUAAAGUGAUAAUGACCUUGUAUUGGUGCCUCGAAUGAACUCGAUGCUAUUGUGUGUGAUGGAAAGUGUCCUUGUGCGCGAGUGAAGCAUAAAAGAAAAAAAUGACAGAAGACAUAGAGUCACUUGUGCGCUGUUGAUAUUUUACUCCGCCGGUAUACUGUAGAAUCGUAUGUCGUUUAUCGAUCGCGUUUGUAGUCUGCUAUGACUUGACACGACGAUGUAGGCCAAUACGAGGGUGAGGUAAAUCGAAUUCAAAAACGAGCCAGGAAGAAAACAGACUGUAGAGAGAACACGCUUAACGAGUAGAGCGAUUCACAUAGAUCUAUUCAUUCUGCAUAGCUGUUUACGCAGAAUUUUACAUCAAUCUAUCGCAUUUACCUAUUACUACUACUACUACAAAGAUGUCUAUAGUAUUUGCAAAUGUGUAACGUCUGCGUGUGAGCAAGAGAAAACAGGAACACCCGGGAGCAACAAUGCCUAAACAACGAAACGAAGCACAACGAGUGUGUUAGAAGUCGAUUGCCGCCAAUCAAGUAAACAAUAUUUCACCUUAUAUACUUCGUUCAUCUCACUGACCGGGUCCGACCGCAGUUUGAAUGCGAUCAGUUAGAAGCCUGGUUCAAUAGCAAAUUGAGCUUCAGUUCUUUCUGAAGUCUAUAACAAAUAUCGACUGUAUGGCGAGCUCGCGCGAAACUUGAGUAACUUGAAUAACUCCCCAGCAGUUUAAAUAGGCACUGCGUAGCCCAUCGCUCUAUGGCCGUUACUGUGAAUCCGGCGUUCGCCGCAUUCUCCGCGCUCGGUAUUUCGCAGACGCCUCUAAAGAUUCGAAUCGAGGCCGAAGCUCAGGCAGUUCGAGCACCAAAUUACGAGACAAUAAGAAGACGUCCAAGCGCAUAUUGUACUUGCGUCCAACUGUUUACUGCUUGCGCCGCUAGCUCUUUCUAUCUGUCGCCAAAGCCAAAGGCAAAGGCGCCAACCUUUGGAGGCUGCAAAAGCGCGCGUGCCGGUUAAACAGAGGAGGUGCGGAUGUCGCAACGAACGAAUGUUGUUAUCAAACAACCUCCUUCAGCAGAGUAUUAACACCGGUCGCGCUUUAGGACAAUUGCACAACGCCAACUGAUCGACGACUAUCCUUCUCUACUAUAGUUAUCUGCCUCUGACCAGAUCUGCACCGGUCAAGUAAAAUAGUUGACAACGUUUGCUUUUCUCGUAGUUUCUAAAUAGCAGUGCGGAAUACUGUCAGCUGCUGAGAUUUGUUGCUAGCAUUCGCGUUGAAAUACAGUCGCUGCUUGGGACUGAACUAUUGUGAAUGUGACAAAGGAAACGUCAUGCAUUUCUAUCUAGCUCAAAAAGGUAUUUUCUUGUAUACUAGUACGUGCCACGAAAGACCGCUACCAAUUGCCACCCUAAACCCACGACAGGAAGACCUCUAGUCGACAAAGCACACAGGCAAGACUUGUUUCGAUGGAUGAAUUUCCCUUAGAAGGAUCGCACCGAACUGGGGCCCUCGAGAUUGAAUAACGUAGAACAUCACAACAAGCACACUCGCCUGCUGUGUGUCCGUGCGUGAAACUAAGCGGGCCUACGAGAACGCCGAACGACAGCUUAGCUAGCAUCAACGUGCUCAUCUCCUAGUUGAAUUUAUUACACCCAUAUAUAUGUAUAUAUGUAUAUACAUAUAUAUAUAUGUGUAUAUAUAAAGAGAUAACAAAUACUACGUUGAAUCAAGCUACGCAUCGUCGAUCAUAUCGAGGCUGCUUUAGUCUAGCCAGCUUUUACUCUAAGCGUUAAUUACGACGAAAGGAAACUGCAAAUAACCGGACUAUCUCUCCUUCUUCUCACUGGAAUUAAGCAGCUCUACAAGGUAACAGUCCUCGAUCCCCGAAUCAAUCCGAGCUCGUCUUUUUCGCUUAUGUAUGCGCAUAUCUACUAUCAUAUAUGCGUUUUUACAUACAUUUUGGUUCUGCAUGGUGUUCGCCUGCCUCGUUCUUAGCGUAUUUGCGACGAUCGACACGUACGAGGCAAAGGCGUCAUAUAUCCUCCUGCAGAUGGAAAUCGUAAUGGUCGUUUGGUUCACUAUUGAAUUCUUCUGUCGACUUUGGUCGGCUGGCUGCCGCUCAAGAUACCAAGGAUGGUGGGGAAGACUUCGAUUUUUGAGAAGCCCCUUUUGUGUUAUCGAUAUAGUCGUAAUAGUGGCGUCGAUCGUCGUUCUGGCACUCGGGACCCAAAAAUUCGCUGCCUCGGCUCUCCGAGGAUUGCGGUUCUUUCAAAUUUUGCGUAUGGUCCGUAUGGAUCGCCGUGGCGGCACGUGGAAACUUCUAGGCUCCGUCGUGUACGCGCAUCGUCAGGAACUAAUAACUACUCUUUAUAUCGGCUUUCUUGGAUUAAUAUUUAGCUCGUUCUUGGUCUACCUCGCUGAGAAAGACGUGAACAAAAUAAAGUUUGGCAAUUUCGCGGACGCUCUCUGGUGGGGUGUGAUUACACUUUGUACAGUAGGUUACGGAGAUACUGUGCCCAUCACGUGGCCUGGAAAGCUGAUAGCAUCUUGCUGUGCGCUUAUGGGCAUAUCGUUUUUCGCUCUCCCUGCCGGAAUAUUAGGUUCCGGGUUCGCCCUGAAAGUUCAGCAACAGCAACGGCAGAAACACAUGAUUCGUCGGCGAGUCCCCGCAGCUACUCUAAUUCAAUGUCUAUGGAGGUGUUAUGCAGCCGAUGAGAACUCCAUGUCCGUAGCCACAUGGAAGAUCCACCAGGUCCCCCUGCCCAGCCCACCUACAUAUGGUUCAUUCACGCAGUCAAAGACAAGACGAGACCGGCUCGACCUGCCACCAAAGGCGGGACCGAAUCUGACGGACAGAUUCAAGCACAACACGUCGUUCGUGUCGCGGCUGUCGACGAUCCGAAGAGGCCGCCACCAUCCCCAGCACGGCUCGCACCUGCCGCACUCUCCGCUAUCACGCGCCGGGCCUCACGAUACGUCAGGCGAGUCCUGCGCGCCGUCCCGCCACCCACAGGCCAGCUACAGCCACGAGACCGAUGCCAUCUCGGACUCUGCAUCCAAACGAAACUCGGACGACGAGGAAGCAGAGGAAACCCAGCCCAAGUUGACCGUACUCACGAAGCAGCACAAAAACGCAAUACGAGCGCUGAGGAAGAUCAAGUACUUUGUCUCAAGAAGGAAGUUCAAGGAGGCAUUGAAGCCUUAUGACGUAAAGGACGUCAUCGAACAGUAUUCGGCAGGCCACGUGGACCUGUUGGGUCGGACGAAGAACAUUCAGGCGCGACUCGACCUGAUUCUUGGAAAAGCGGGAUCCAAGGCAAAAGACGUGUACGACUCGAAGCAAUCUCUAGCAUCGCGCAUCGUCAAGGUGGAGCGUUCCGUCGAGGACAUCGAGUCAAAGCUGGACCAGCUGCUGGAGAUGUACCUGGAAGACCGGCGGGGUCCGGCACAGCCCGUGCCCCCCCGGAUGUCUCGCCUGCUGCACGGUGGGCCUCCACCACCGCCGCCUCCUUCGAUAGCGCCCUCGAUUGCUCCCUCGCAGAGAUCGGUCACUCCGCCCCCGAUGGCUACGUCCUCACCCCCACCCCCGCUCCAAGGCCCCUUGGGUGCCCUCGGAGGAGGCCAGCUUCCCGAUCAGGGCCCCCUGGAGAGCAGUAGCCCCGCUCCAAUGGGCCCAUCGCCGGGGCCACUGACCUCCUUUCAACCUCCGGCAGGUUCCGGGCCGAUCGGAUCGUCGGUUUCGAGCUCGUACCCUCCUUAUUCCUUGCCCAUGUCUCAGCCAAUUCCAUUCCGUUUGGACCAACCGGCAGUCGUCACCUCCGGCCUGGCAGAGAGUGUACCCCACCUACCUCAGUACCUAUCUCAGCUGCCCCUACAGUCGCAGUCAACUGCCGUGUCACCCUCGGCAACUGCAGUGUCCUCCGUGAACCCCUUAGCUACCCUUGCUAGCCCACCUAUCCCAUCCGAUUCUCCCCUGACCACAACCGAGCAACCCGCAUCUCCACCUCAGCCUCAGACUCAGGCCUCAUCUCCACCAACGGUCGAGGUCAAGGCAGUUCCAGCAAUUCGAGUGGCGGCAACUGGCGACAGUUCGCUGGAGUCGGAGAGAACAACGGCUGACGAUUCGCUCGAGGACGAUACAGCUCACGAGGGUGGAGACGAAGCCGAUGAGGCAGCAGCCCUCAUCCGGACGUCGCCACGGACCAAGCUGGGCAGUGGCCCGUUGGCUCUCAACAGCAGUAACACCAGGCAGAUGGCUUCAUCAAAUCGCAAUGUGGCCGUCGAAAAGACCAACGGCUCCAGUUCUAAGUCGCCGAAAUCACCUCUUGGUUUUUGCGGAAGCUUAAUGAAGCAGUCGCUUGACCUGCGAGACAACUUGCCAAAAGACGCUGGCUCGUCAGCGCAUGGAUCUGCGAUCAUUCCCGGUCCGACUAAUGCCACAGGCUCAGCUUCGCAGAGGGGAGCUUCUGCUGAUGGUGGGAAACCAUCGGUGGUGCGCGUGAGUGUCCGCGAAACGGCCGCGCUGUUACGACCCACCUUGCACACGUUCCAUCUCUGACUUACGCUAUCCGGCCUUCAGCCAAAUGAAACAAUACUAAUAACAAUAAUAAUAAUAAUAAAAGGUGCGAGAUAGCUCAGACAGUCAAGACAUGCUCAAACCGAUUACCAGGUCCCGCACAGCCCUUCCUGAACUUUCCGAAGAGCUUGAGUAACUAUUUGAAUAGCUGCUGCAACCUAAAUGAGGCAUUCAUGAGCUGCUACUGACUGUAUGAACAUCAGCUUCCGAACAUCCGAGUUCAGCCUCGGAUCGAACAAUUAAGCAACAAUAAGCCUGAGCAAGGCCGUGCGAAACGCUGACUGGUCCUAUAAGUGCUUCUGUAAUAUUACCUGCAGCGAGAAGAUGCAUACGAAAGCAAAGUGAGACAAAAACUGGGUUCAUUUCGCAGUUUACAUAUACGCGAAUUCGACAAGCAUUUACACUACUGUUGAUCGGGGAAUCCGCUGAAAUGAGUACAAGUCGCUUAAGGUGCUUUAAAUAUGUCUGCGUGAGAAACCGAUUUCUAGAUCUAUUAACGGUUCGUUGUCCCAGGAUAUAACAGGACUGUGGUCUUUCUGCUUGUGCUUAGCUACUGGCGACACCAAGUGGCCUUCACAUCCAGCUGACUGGGUGCCUUACCAUUUCACGCGAAUCAAGUGAAACAACAGUUAUCUAUUAUUAAAUCUCAAUGUGUACUUACCAAAACACACACUAAUAGUGCAAGGACUGGUCAGAUUUCUGUAUGCCGAAGGAACUCGAAUGCAGAUAGCAUCCCCGAUAGUAAUACCGAUCGUAAGACUGUGAAGCGCUGCCCAGUGUGUAAUACGCUUUACGGCGUAUAAGUUUAAGCAAAAGUCAUUUGUUCUGAGAAGAAGAACAGAAGACGGAACAGGGCUGUAGAGAAGUUCUACCAUCCAUCCAGACUACACGAAACGGUGCAAACAUCAAAAAAGCAGGCUCUGACAAUUUCGUUUGCUCCGCUUCACAACUUAGAGACAAAUUUGUAUUUCUGGUGUUAUGAUUGUUUAUACAAUACACAUGGAACGAUAUGUCGCAGCCACCGUUGAGUGGACACAAAUACGGCCUUGUUAACAAAUACUAACUAGUUACGUUUUUGCAACUAUGGCAAGCAGGAACUGUGAUCAUUGUCAUGUCAAGACCCUCGACAACUAGGCCAAUCCCGCUCGAUAGGAAGAGUCGCAUAAUCCAUGAAAUUAUCAAGAAUCAAUAGAACGACCUACUAAGAUGGCAUCAAGAUGUAUACAUAACAUUGGUCAAUUAGAAGUAACAACACCGAAGCCAACCAGCAUUCAUCGUCCGAGGCUACAAAUAAAUAUACUAAAUAGUGUCUAAAGCCUUUGCCUCGACAAUGUAAACUACUUUUAGCUUAUAAUAACAAUCGUCUGAUAGCGAACGACAAGCAACGCAUCCAACAAUUCUAUUCCCGCUGUAAAACGAUGUAGAAGACAAACGAAUUUAGAGUGACUUCGAAUCAUUUCAUAUUCAGUGUCAACUUACUUGAAUACUGCAGCGUUCCAGAAAGAACACAAUUUUUACACAUCCUGCUGUUUCAUUACACUAUAUUGGAAUUAAGAAGUUACAUCUGCUACUACAACUACAGACAGACGGUGAAAUCCAGGACGAUUUUACUAUACUCGACCUAGUGUUAAACCGCGCCAGCUGUAUCUAUUUGGUUAAACCUUUUGUCACUGAAAACAAACAAUUUUCCUAAAUGUCCGAACCAAGUGUUGUGAAUCUGUGAAUACCCAGCAACAACUACUGCCCCUGUAGGUCUCGUGGAGAUCGUCGGACACACCUUUUGCAUUGUGAUUGUCAUCGUUCUACAAACAACUGCAGGAACCCAUAUCAAUCAUAAUUAUAAAGUAAUACAAUUAAAAUAAUAGCAAAAUUAUAAUUUUUACUACUAAAAUCGUCAAUGACCUGCAAAGGAUCAUAGGGCUGUGCCCGAUUAUUACAUAUGUCGACGAGAAGCUGUACUGUUUAUAUACACAAUGAACCAACCAGAACGGAAAAAAGCAGUAAGCUUAUAGUGUAGACAAAUGAAAAAAAUAAAAGAAUAAUUGAAAACAAUGUAACAUCGUCGAUUGUUUACGCAUAGCCAUCAAAUGGCACAGGAAUUUACCUUAAGCUUAGCUGAUUAGUUUGAAGGCUUCUUUCUGGAGCUGCUUGCGAUGACAAGAAAAGCAGCAGCAGGAACCGCUAGGAAUGUAAUAAUCGCAUUAACUGCAGUCACCUCAGAGGCAACUUGAAAGAAAAUCUACUACCUGACAUGCGUUUGUAACGUGCAGCAGAACAACGACAACAACAAAGGAAACAUUGAAAAACUCUAAGACGACGCGCAAACAUUCACGUAUAUAUGGUUUUAUCGUAGAAAAAAAACCUAAUAAUUCAUUGAAAGAUUGAUUGCUCCUGCAAUAACAACCAAUGAAUAAUACUGUUUAACACAACUGAUCUACAUAUACAUAUAUACGUAGAUUGAUUAUUGAUCCAACAACCUAAGAAAAUCAUAGGAUACAUGGACAUUGAUACAAUACUAUACAGCACAGCAUGAUGUAAUUUCACACAGAAUGAGUAACGACUCCAUGAUGAUAAGCGAACGAGUAAAUGAAAACGUACGCCACCGACGAGAAACAGAUUAUGACAGAGCCGGUUAUUGUCUUGAGCUGAUCCCCUUUCCGGACCAUUGAGGAAAUGCGAAGACCAACAAUGACAUCGAUAACAGUUAGAAACACCACUUGUUUAUAGCACCAAUCACCGCAUAAAGUAUAAUAGAAAAAAAAGCUAAUAACAGGACACACCAAAUUAUCAGUACUUCGGUAUAUUUCCUUAUCCAAACUAUCUAUCUUAAGUCUCAAAAUCUAGUAGGAGAAUCGCUCAAAUACCCAACGCGCUGGCCUGCAUACUAGCGUAAUUUGUCAUUUUUGAGCUAACAUUAAGUACAUCUAACAACCACUGAUACAUGUUAUGCGAAACCGAAAAUAGUUCGAAAUUUCUAUAAUAAAUCGAGCUACCUCAGCCAUUAAACGACGUCGUAUCAUAAACUUGAAGCGUGAAUCGACUCACUUGUACCAUCUAAUAAGGGAUAAACUGAUUGUGAAUGAGCUACGGUAUUAAUAACAGUAUCAAUAAGGCCGUCGUAGGAGCUUACUUGGUGCACUAGGACAGAUAGUGCUUAGAUGGAUGAUGUCUGAUAAUCAUACAUUGACGCUGACUAUAUUCAAUGCUAGCGUUUUGGUUACACGUAAAAUUUUCAGUACAACAACUGCAAGUUUGCUAUAUAUCGAACAGGCAGAAAGUUAAAACUAGCUUGUUACCAGCGGUACGUAGACGAUCGUUUCGAUAUUAUUCGAUACAUAAAGAGAUGUUUAGAGAAAUGCAGCUACAGUCCUGAAUUGAAAAAGAAACUGAACGCUCUUCUAUAUCAGCUUAAUUAUGAAAACAGUGAUGUUAGUCAGCAAAAAACUCAUUUGAUUAAAAAAUUUACCCGCCCUGUACAACAGCAACUUAUCGUUACGGGAUAAAAAGCUACUAUGCACUAGCAUUACUGUAGAACACAGAGUAAGUCCAUUCUGUCUCGAGGUAUUCUACACGCUGCAAUAAUACAUUGCACAGUUUUUGUCAAUAAAAGAGGAACUAAGGAAAUUAUAGUACCAUUCGCAUAAUAUAAAAUCAAUUUCUUUUAUUACUAGCCAUUUCAUUUAUCUAUCACUUACGACUGAUGACGAUGAUCAUCUGAACGCCAAGACAAAUAUUAUUAUUAUUAUAAAUAUUAAAAAAAAAAAUAAUAAAAAUCUCCGCGAACACAUUUGGCAGAGUAGUCCAGGACAUCAAACACCGAAUAACAACAAAAAUGUUUGGAACCGUUUGGACAGAUGACAACCAGCGCAAGGCCAACAAACUGUAACCAAAUAUAGAAACCUCAAAAUCGUAUUGUUAUUAUCACCGCAUGGAAGAAAGCUGACUGCUAAAGGCGGGCGGUUUCGAAAAACAGUAAUGAGGUGAUACAGCAAACGAUGGUACCACAUAUAAUUGUGAAAUCUUUAUAAUAACAAAAACAGUCAAAUUAUUUAAAACACUAGAACCAAUUCAUUUUGGUCACAUUUAUUUCUCAGUCCACUCUUUUAUAUACAAAACGUGUUCAAUUAAUGCACCCCAUAUCGAAACACUAGUCACAUUUAUCAAUUGUAUUAUGCAAAAAGAGUAUAUUAAUAUUAUAGCAAAAACCGUGAUAUUCUAGUAAUAGAACGGCCAACGGCCAGCUUAGAAAUGAGAAAGAUUUUCUACAGCUAAAAUUACAAACUAUAAACUGGAUAAGGUUAUGCUGGGCCGCUGCAAGCCUUAAUUUUUAAAUCAUAAAUCCACAGACUGAGUUGAACUAAAGUCAUACAAUGAGGGACAGCCAAUAUGACUGUAAAAACAGGGAAAUGGUGAACGAGAAAGAUCGUGAUCUAGAAUAGCUGUUUUGAAGACGAACCCUCUGCUUAGCAAGGCAGGGUACAAACCCCUCGCUUAUCAGCCUCUUCAGCGAGGGGAUUCUAAUGCCCUCCCCAGCGCAGAGGGCAUGCCGACGUAAGAGAUGCUUCUGCGCCCCUGGGGUAGAUGCUGUCCGUCGAAUAAACGACGCGUCCGUCCGCUCCACUUCUCUCUGCUGAUAUUUACAACAACUACAGGCACGAAGCAGAGACUCGACUGCGAAAAUCUUUAGAUCAGCUUCAGAUAGUGUUUCUCCCACAAAAGACAUCUUUACAGGUUAGACGCUUCGCCACUUUUCUCUAACACGGUUGAGUCCAACGAAGCUUCGCCGUGGAUGAAAAAAAGAUCUGCGCGCCAGUCUCUCAAAUUAGUACAAUAGAUAAAUUUUCGUAGUUAAUCAAUACAGUAGAGCAUAAUUAGCAUACGCAACGAGUACGGUCCUAUAUGUGGCUAGAUUGACGCUUUUGCAAUUAUGUGCCCAAGGAUAUAAGGAACCCAGUUUAUCUAUAAUGCGUGGAAAAUGUUAGAGAAAAGUAAAUAGGGAUUAGCAUUGACACAUUACGUGCAGAAUACAAAGUACUCUAAGCCUCGAUUGUCAAGCACCUGUUUCUGCUUAUCUGUUCAUCCAAUAAUCUUCACUAAAAAUAUCCAACAUACAAUUUAGCUACGUUACACUUUAAAGUAAAAUUGUUGAUUAGCUGAAUAUUUCGACAGCCACUUUCGAGAUAUAUCUAAAUUUUCUUUCGAUGGCUUUUUCUACUCAAGUCAUUUACGCGUCAUUGCUUGUUUGAAUGGACGAGGGCAACCGAUGCCUCAGUUGGCGUUUCCUUUUCUUUUUAUCGCUGCUACGAUCGUUAACUCUCACGUAUAGUCAAUUAUAGUACAUGUAAUAGGCUUUGUUUGGGCGCGACUCAUAUCGUCACACUGAUAUUGAGGUAGCGAAAUAUUGUUGUCCUAAGUUCGACAGCUGAGAUUGGCUUUAUAGUUAGAUAUGCACACAGACAAAGACCAGGAGGCCAAUGCAGACGCUAAGUGUAGGGACUGGAACUCGAGGCAUUUACUACCCCUGGGUUGAACUAGUGCGAACCUAUAGCUGCUACAACAACAAAACGUAAUCAAGAUCGAAUUAUCGGCAAGAAUGAGAGUUAUUUACCACCGACAGGAAGAAUCACAAGCAAACUAUCAACCAAGCGACAACAACGUAACGAGGACAUCUAUCAACAGCGAGGAGUAAAAGUAAAAACUAUCGAAUAAAUGGUAAACAAACGCCUAGAGCAACAAACAUUUUUAUUACCUCAAUAUAAAUGCAAUUAUAUGAUAACGGUAAAAAUUAAAAUUAUUAUAACAUAUGAUGCUAACAAGCGGCAGAUAUAUAUAAAAGUAAUACUAACUAUAAGUACGCUAACAAGAAGCUAAAUGAACAGAAGAAACAGACGACUGACGGAAUAAAUCGAGUGUCAGCAUAAUCCAAAGGCGAAUAAACGAAACUAAGCCAAACGAGUUUGACCUACUACCCAUUCUUAUAUAUCUGAAUCUGACGACCGUAAAAUAUGAGAAGGUUGGAAAAGAUUGUGAAAAGCGUAGGAAAUAAACAGAGCAUAAUA
Messenger RNA from Varroa destructor (honeybee mite), 11028 nucleotides. RefSeq names its product potassium voltage-gated channel subfamily KQT member 1-like. Lineage: Eukaryota; Metazoa; Arthropoda; Arachnida; Mesostigmata; Varroidae. Gene Ontology annotation, biological process: potassium ion transmembrane transport. The record is from RefSeq and is a predicted model, not a curated record. Gene Ontology annotation, molecular function: voltage-gated potassium channel activity. Gene Ontology annotation, cellular component: voltage-gated potassium channel complex; membrane.